Molecule: messenger RNA, 1603 nt
Organism: Nilaparvata lugens (brown planthopper)
Lineage: Eukaryota; Metazoa; Arthropoda; Insecta; Hemiptera; Delphacidae
Product: intraflagellar transport protein 88 homolog
Exons: 10
Coding region: 175-1548 (457 amino acids)
Biological process (GO): intraciliary transport; non-motile cilium assembly
Cellular component (GO): ciliary base; centriole; ciliary basal body
Molecular function (GO): kinesin binding
Source: RefSeq, a predicted model, not a curated record
GAAAAAUUACUCAUAACCUUUUUAAGUAGGAAGUAUCCGAACAAUUAUUCCAAAAAUAGCGUUAUCUAUCAAUGUACAAUUUAUUUUCAUCGCACAUUCGUGUUUGUAUUCUGCAUUAAGUUUGAUAGGGUGUGGUAAUAGUUUUUUCAAAACAAUUGAAUUUUUACAAGAAUUAUGGAGAGUCUCCACAUCACAGAACCGGAUGCUGAGGAUGAUCUCUACUCUGGCUUCAAUGAAUAUCCGUCCACGUUCAGUACAAAAGACAUUGAAAAAGAUGAAAUUCUGCAGCAAGCUCUUCGAUCUUCUUAUGGAAAACGAAUUGGAGUUUUCACAUCAAAAGCUACUCCUGGAAUGCGAUUUGGAACCGGAAUGAGUGUUAGAGAGCCGAUGACUGGGUUGCAGCUGCAGGACUCAGUGACGCGCCCAAUGACAGCUGUCAGAGGCGCCGGAUACACGAGCCAAAAAACCGCCGCGCAAAUGUUCGAUCCUCUCAAUCAGGCGUCUAAAAUGCACGCUCAUUCCUUAGAGAAAAUCGAUGACAGGCCAGAAGACAAGGUGAGGCGCCUGGAAAGAAAGAUCACGGAACUGAUCGACGAGUCUUGCGUUUUCAACUGGAAAGGUGACCACCGAUCGGCUCUAGACAAGGCAAAGGACGCCUCUUCCAAAGAGAGAAGUCUCAUCAGGAUGCAAGAACAGACCGGAUUGUCCGAUUCUCAUAAUUUAGAUCUGACAUUCUCUGUACUAUUCAAUUUGGCCAACCAGUAUGCUCUGAACGAAAUGUACACAGAGUCUCUGAACACGUACAAUGUGAUAACGAAAAACAAAAUGUUCCCGAACGCCCAUCGACUGAAGGUGAAUAUGGGCAACAUUUAUGUGAAGCUCGGUCAGUAUCAGAAGGCGGUGAAAAUGUAUCGUAUGGCUCUGGAUCAAGUGCCCAACACUCACAAGGAUCUCAGGAUAAAAAUAACUCACAAUAUUGGAAUCCUAUUUGUAAAAAUGGGACAGUAUGGAGAAGCAUGCUCAAACUUCGAACGAAUCAUGAACGAGAAACCCGACUUCAAAGCAGGUCUUCACGCUAUAAUAUGCUACUUUGCUAUGGAUGACAAGGAGAAGAUGAGGCUCGGGUUCCAGAUGCUGCUGGAUGUGCCACUUGAUAUCGAUGAUGAGGAUCGAUACAUUUCAACAUCUGAUGACGUCAGCUCUAAUCUUCUAUUGGAGGUUAUUCGUAACGAUAGUCUGCGGUCACUGGAAAGAGAAAUCAAGAGAAUUGCUGAGAGAAGCAUUCUGACUGCGGCAAAGCUGAUAGCUCCUGUUAUUGAGGACAAUUUCACCGCUGGCUACAACUGGUGCGUGGAAGCUAUCAAGAACUCGCUGUACGCGCCGCUGGCCGGUGACCUUGAGAUCAAUCGCGCGGUGACCUUGCUGAAGCAGGGCGAACUGCCGCAGGCCGUCGACACCCUCAGGGCUUUCGAGAAGAAGGACAGCAAAGUAGCCAGCACUGCCGCCACUAAUUGCUCCUUCAUCUAUUUCUUGGUCAGUGAUGUUUAGAAUUGUUGCUAUUCUCCUCCUCAUGUAGAAAUAUGUAAUAUGGUUCACUUGUCGA